AUGGCCAAUGAGAAUCACGGAAGCCCUGCGGAGGAAGCGUCUCUCAUGAGUCACUCACCUGGCACCUCCAACCAGAACCAGCCCAGCUCCCCCAAACCUAUGCGACUGGUACAGGACCUGCCAGAUGAGCUGGUGCAGGCUGGCUGGGAGAAGUGCUGGAGCAAGCGUGAAAAUCGCCCUUACUACUUCAAUCGCUUCACUAACCAGUCUCUGUGGGAAAUGCCUGUUCUGGGACAGCACGAUGUCAUUUCAGACCCUCUGGGAUUGAAUGCGGCUCCAAUGCCACUGGAAGGUGGGAUGAUAGAUACCUCUGUGGAGAGCAAGCAAAGGAAGAGGAGAUUCUCUGAAGAGGUUCCACCGAGCGGCAACAGUGUGAAAAAGCCCAAGGUGGACGUCCCAGGGAACCCAGCUGCUCAGCCAGUCCCCAGCUCUCCCAGUAUUCCAGGAACCUCUGUUUUGAAGGCAUGGUGUGUUUCACCCGAAGAUAAACAACAGGCAGCUCUUCUACGACCAACUGAAGUAUAUUGGGACCUGGACAUUCAGACAAAUGCAGUGAUUAAGCAGAGAGCACCAUCUGAAGUGCUUUCUCCACACCCUGAGGUGGAGCUGCUUCGAUCCCAGCUCAUUCUCAAGCUGCGGCAACAUUAUCGUGAGCUCUGCCAACAGCGAGAAGGGAUUGACCCCCCAAGGGAGUCCUUUAAUCGCUGGAUGUUGGAGAGGAAGGUGGUUGAUAAAGGGACAGAUCCUCUUUUACCGAGUGACUGUGAGCCAGUAGUGUCUCCUUCCAUGUUCAGAGAGAUCAUGAAUGACAUUCCCAUCAGGUUAUCCAGAAUCAAGUUCCGCGAGGAAGCCAAGAGACUGCUCUUCAAGUAUGCCGAGGCUGCAAAACGGCUGAUUGAAUCCAGGAGUGCUUCUCCAGACAGCAGGAAGGUGGUGAAGUGGAACGUGGAGGACACCUUCAGCUGGCUGCGACGGGACCAUUCUGCCUCUAAGGAGGACUACAUGGACCGCCUGGAGCACUUACGCAAACAAUGUGGGCCCCACGUGUCUGCUGCAGCAAAGGACUCUGUUGAAGGCAUCUGCAGUAAGAUUUACUACAUAUCCCUUGAAUACGUCAAGCGGAUCCGGGAGAAGCAUCUUGCCAUCCUCAAAGAGAACAAUAUAUCUGCUGAGGUAGAAGCUCCUGAAGUCCAGGACAGGCUUGUAUACUGUUACCCAGUGAGACUGGCCAUCCCCUCCCCACCACUCCCCAGCGUGGAAAUGCACAUGGAAAACAAUGUGGCAUGUGUGCGGUACAAGGGGGAGAUGGUGAAAGUGAGCCGCAACUACUUCAGCAAGCUGUGGCUUCUCUAUCGGUACAGUUGCAUUGAUGACUCUGGCUUUGAAAAGUUUCUGCCCAGGGUUUGGUGCCUUCUCCGUCGAUACCAGAUGAUGUUCGGUGUGGGUCUAUACGAAGGAACUGGUCUGCAGGGGGCACUUCCUGUGCACGUCUUUGAAGCUCUCCACAAACUCUUUGGAGUGAGUUUUGAAUGCUUUGCAUCGCCCCUGAAUUGCUAUUUUAAACAGUACUGUUCGGCCUUCUUGGAUACAGACGGGUAUUUUGGAUCCAGGGGCCCGUGCCUGGAUUUCUUCCCUAUAAGUGGCUCUUUUGAGGCAAAUCCUCCGUUCUGUGAGGAGCUGAUGGAUGCCAUGGUCUCUCACUUUGAGAAACUGCUGGAGAACUCCAGUGAGCCUCUCUCCUUUAUCGUCUUCAUCCCUGAGUGGCGGGAUCCUCCUACACCAGCCCUGACCCGCAUGGAGCAGAGCAAGUUCAAGCGGCACCAGCUCAUCCUGCCAGCCUUUGAUCACGAAUACCGCAGCGGGUCUCAGCACGUCUGCAAAAAGGAGGAGAUGUACUACAAGGCCGUGCACAACACAGCCGUCCUCUUCCUGCAGAACAGUGCGGGCUUCGCCAAGUGGGAGCCCACGCCGGAGCGGCUGCAGGAGCUUGUUGCAGCCUACAAGCAUUCAGGCCGGACCCUCAGCUCCUCAUCCUCUUCCUCGUCAUCCUCCUCCUCUUCCUCCUCCACAGCAGACAAAGAGCGGGAGCUGGGCCGAGAGCAAAGCAGCAGCCGGGAGACCAAUCCCAACUAAGGUGCAGAGGUGCAAGGCAGCAGGGGAGGUGCCGGCGGCCCCAAGGAGGCUUGCUGGGGCAGUGGAGAGACUGCUGGCUGCGCAGCACCGGCCUGGGGGACUCUACCGCAGCAGCUCCACGGCACCUGCUUUCCUCUGCGAACUGCAUGCCGCCCCUGCCCAGGAGCGCCAGGGAGCACCCGGCCACCGGCGGGGAGAGGAGGUUCAGCUGCAGCCCUCGCCGGAGGUGCAAGGGAACCCAGCAUGGCGCGGCAGGAGGAGCAGCCAGCCCCUUCGAUGCC
Molecule: messenger RNA, 2414 nt
Organism: Balearica regulorum gibbericeps (East African grey crowned-crane)
Lineage: Eukaryota; Metazoa; Chordata; Aves; Gruiformes; Gruidae
Source: RefSeq, a predicted model, not a curated record